Molecule: messenger RNA, 1590 nt
Organism: Tauraco erythrolophus (red-crested turaco)
Lineage: Eukaryota; Metazoa; Chordata; Aves; Musophagiformes; Musophagidae
Source: RefSeq, a predicted model, not a curated record
GUAAUAUAUCCUCCACAUUCAAAACUCACCGAUAAAGAGAAAACCAAUAUUUGCUAUUUGUCUUUUCCAGAUUCUAAUUCAGGUUGUCUUGGGGACACACAGUUUUGUUUUAGAUUUCGACGAUCUUCUGGAAGGAAAGUCUCAUUGUGUUGUUUUCUGGACCAAUUGGACAGAGAUUUACCAGUUUACUUAAAGAAAGAUCCAGCAUAUUACUACGGUUAUGUGUAUUUCAGGCAAGUUCGAGACAAAUCAUUAAAAAGAGGCUACUUCCAGAAGUCGCUGGUCCUCAUCAGCAAGCUACCUUAUGUCCAUCUCUUUCGCACCAUGCUUAAGCAAAUAGCACCAGAAUAUUUUGAAAAAAGUGAAGCUUUCCUGGAAGCAGUUUGUAGUGAUGUUGAUCGUUGGCCACCACCAAUUCCAGGGAAAAUACUGCAUUUGCCUGUUACGGGUAUUAUAAUGAAGUUGCGGAUUCCAACAUAUCGUGACAAGCCUGGAACAACGCCAAUAGUACAGAAUAUGCACCAGGCAGAUGCUCAGAUCUCUAUGGCUUUACCGACUGUUCAUGAAGUAGAUCUUUUCAGGUGUUUCUGUCCAGUGUUCUUCCACAUUCAGAUGCUGUGGGAACUAGUACUGCUAGGAGAACCACUUGUUGUGAUGGCACCAUCACCAUCAGAAUCUUCAGAAACCGUGUUGGCACUUGUUAGUUGUAUUUCACCGUUGAAGUACUGCAGUGAUUUCAGGCCAUACUUUACCAUACAUGACAGUGAAUUCAAAGAAUAUACAACUCGCACACAAGCCCCACCGUCUGUCAUUCUAGGGGUAACGAAUCCUUUUUUUGCUAAAACACUUCAGCACUGGCCUCAUAUUAUCCGAAUUGGCGAUAUUAAACUUCCAGGUGAAGUUCCAAAGCAGGUGAAAGUGAAAAAACUGAAGAACCUAAAAACUUUGGACUCCAAACCUGGUGUUUAUACCUCUUACAAGCCGUACUUGAACAAAGAUGAAGAAAUCGUUAAACAGUUACAAAAGGGUGUGCAACAGAAACGUCCUACAGAAGCACAGAGUGUGAUUCUUCGACGGUAUUUUUUGGAAUUGACGGAAAGCUUCAUUAUUCCAUUAGAACGUUAUGUGGCAAGCCUAAUGCCUUUGCAAAAAUGCAUAUCACCAUGGAAGAGUCCACCACAGCUGAGGCAGUUUAGCCAAGAUGACUUCAUGAAGACACUGGAAAAAGCAGGACCACAGCUCACAUCAGGUCUAAAAGGAGACUGGAUAGGACUUUACAGGCAUUUUUUGAAAUCGUCCAACUUCGACGGUUGGUUUAGGAGCCGGCAGAAAGAAAUGACACAGAAAUUGGAGGCCCUUCAUUUAGAAGCACUCUGUAAUGAGAACUUGGUUUUCUGGAGUCAAAAGCAUACUGAAGUAGAAACGGUCGAUCUCGUCUUAAAGUUAAAGAAUAAACUGUUGCAGGCUGACAGAGAACAGCUUCCUGUGAAAACUGACACACUGAAAAAGCUGCAGACACACAUCAAUGAUAUUAUACUAGCACUUCCAGAUGACUUACAGGACAUCUUGCUCAAAACUGGCACAACAUGA